AUGUCCCAACUAUGGGCAGCAGCUGCAGCAAGGAAAAGGAAGAAUGAUUAUACCUCAGGGUCAUCCAGAUGGGUGUCUAACGAACUUAAUAAUCAGUUUAUGAUUUCAUUUCACCUGAUACAUCAAUUCAUUGAGGAAAACCAGAUAUACCAUGAAAGUUUGGGAACAUUAAUGGACGGAAUUUAUCUGGGCACGUUUGAUCCCGAUAUAAUAAGAAAAGAACAAGUACCAGAUCUUACUGAAGCAAAGAGUCCUAUAAAAGAAACUCCGCUACGGCCUAUUUCAGGUCACCUUCAAUCAUCUCAAGCACCAUCAUCACUGCUGGCAGUCAAUACAUCCAAAGCUACAUUUGAAAACACUCAAUCGCACUUUUCAAAUUUGCACAUCGAAUAUCAACCACAACCAACCCUCAAACCGUCACUGAAAGAUUCUGAUGUUGUCGUUUUUGACAAAGCUUCAUCAUAUAAUAACUCUCCAAAUUCCGAGAGUAAAGAUGGCCAAAACAGACAAAGUGAUGGUCUAGAUGACUCGUUUCAAGCUAUCAGCAAGGCUAUUAGAAAAAGCAUUGCAGGGAGAGUAGGUGACACUAUAUUUAAGCAAGACUUGAGCGGGCUGGAUUUGUUACCAAACAGGUCAAGUUCGAAGAGUCAAUAUUCUAAGCUGGAUACUACUAUGCAAUCUUUAAAAUCUGAUGAAAAAUCAUUAGCUCCAAAAACACCCAAAAGUAGAAGUUCAAUGUUUAUUGCAUUGCCCACAAGAGAACCAAUAGUUAUAAAGUCUGUGUCGAGAAGGAAACUGGGCGUUUCGAAAAGACGGACAAUGGAAAACACUAAAAGUUUAAAUUCUGACCAGAAUUCAGUGACACUGAAUACGAAUAUUAAGUCAGAACUAAAUAACACCCCAGUAUCCACCAAGGGAGAGAAACAAAAGUUUGAACAGAUGUCGCCGGUGAAACUACCUGUAGAUAAGAGAGUAUUCCGAGAAAAAGUCCCUAUGUUAAGCACAGGCGAAAAAGAUGAUAAUGGAGAAAAGAAGGUUGAUAAGCUAGUGGAGAGGACAAUGAGAAAAGAGGAGGAACACGUGGAACAUGUUUUUACACUACCAGAAGUUGAACAUGAGAAGCCUAUUGUGUCAGUCACUAGGAAAGUUGAAAAUGAGGAAUCAGUCGUACAAUCUACAGACCCAAAAGAUGUGACCAAUGACACUGUGCUGCCUAGUGGUAUUUGGAGUGCCAUUGGUAAAUAUAGGUCAUUAUCACCAGUAAGAAAACCGUUAUUCAAUAGUAAAACAGAUGACAGUCCCAGGUCAAUACUGGCAUCUACGUCGAGGUCGAGGUCACGAUCUCGAUCAAGAUCCCCCUUGAGAAAAGAAGUUUUGGUACAUCGAAAGAACUCCAGAUCACCUAGGCAUGAACUAUUUCGUGGAAAUAGCCCUACUUCUCCUUCAAAAUUAACAGCAAAUGGAGGUGAAAGUGACCUUAUUAACAGAUUGACAGCCCCAACAAGUUCCAGCGCUGCUAAAUCAAAAUCGCAAAAUCGUAAAACAGACGGCAGAAAGCCUGAAAGAAACAAGUUCUUGACCACAACUUUAAUUCCUACAACUGGUGGAAACAAUAAAGCGAAAGAGGUAUCUCCUAUAAAGUUGAAAUCCGAGCCGUACAGAUUUCCAAAACUUGAAACGAGUAGCAUACCUACCUUAAAAAUGUCAAUGAUGGAGAAAAGGAGUGAGACCACUCUUUCAAAGACUAGGCAAAAAUACAUAAUCAAGCCAACAAACACUUUUAAGCGGAAAUCUGAGCUCGGGAAGGAAAAACAUGAGCAUAGUAUAAUACCGCAACACACACAUUUAAGUGAAGAUCAGAAACUUGAAACCAACCCACAAACGACGUUGGGUUCAACUACACAAGAUAGAAAGAGUGAGCAAAGGAUCAAAAGGAUCAAAACUGCCAAUGGUGUCGCGUUACCGGAAGCUGCUCGUGGAUUGCUAAAUAAGGAUAAUGCUAACAAAAAGAGUAUUGCAUCUGUUGCAAUUACCCCAGCAAGAGAUGAGAUUCGAGUGGGGAACAAUGUGCUUCCAGUUACUCCUACGAGGAUAUCACCAAGGAAUCUACCGGAAAUUGAUUCAGACGAAGAAGGCGACUUUUCUAAAAAAAAGAUUUUGCAACCUUGGGCAGAUAGUCCGAUUCUUCGUAGAAGCAUAGCUGCCAGUAGAAGUAUAGAUCCAGCCACUGUGAUCACCAAUAAUCCAAAAAUUGAUUUACAUGAGACAUUCCAAAGUGUGGUUUCUGCCAAAAGAGGCCAGGAAUCGCCUGCUGCAACUCCAAACAUGCGACAACAAGAAAAAGAUAUGAAGAGAUACUUUCAACAACUGGGAUACAUUCAAUAG
Molecule: messenger RNA, 2385 nt
Organism: Candida albicans SC5314
Lineage: Eukaryota; Fungi; Ascomycota; Pichiomycetes; Serinales; Debaryomycetaceae
Exons: 1
Coding region: 1-2385 (794 amino acids)
Source: RefSeq, a predicted model, not a curated record